AUGCCGUGCUUCCCCCAGCCUUACACCUCGACAGUCUCGCAUUGGCAGCAGACUAAUCGCGGGCCCAAGUCGCUGUGGGACCAUGGGCGCGAUGCCAAGCUACCCACGGAGAUUGUCGACUACGUGAUUGUCGGCGCAGGUGCGACAGGCGCGGCGCUGGCAUACUUCCUCUCUCGACUUGGAGGAGCUGCGGUCGGCAAGAAGGUGGUGAUACUGGACGCUAAGGACGUGGCAUCUGGAGCAUCUGGACGGAACGGUGGGCAUGUCGUCGGGCAGAGCUGGCAGCAGCUCACCCCUCUCAUGGCGCCACUUGACGAGGGUGGCGCAGGCCUGAGCGCUGAUGACGCGAUCGACGUCAUCAUGUUUGAGCAGAGCAACAUCGACCUGGUGGAGAGUAUCGUGCAGUCCGAAGGCAUCGAUGCAGACUUUUGGCGCGGCAGCCGCGUCGAGGUCCUCCGAACUCCUGCGGGUGCCGCCGACAACUUGCGCAACUACGAGCUCAUGCGGAAGCUCCUUAAGACGCACCCUAAGCACAAGGGACGCGUGCUCGACUGGGAGAUCGUGACAGACCCCGUCGCAGUGAAGAAGCUAUCUCGCACGCGAGGAGCGGUUCAGGCCAACCGGAUCCCCGGAGGCUCAUGGCAUCCCCACAAGGGAGUGACGGCGUUCCUGCGCCUCGCGCUCGAGUCAAAGUCUGCAGACGUCAGCUUCUACUCAUGGGCCCCUGUGGCUGGCUUUAGCCAGGAGGCGGACGGUACAGUGACUGUUGAUUGUGCUGCGCGUGGAAAGAUGCGCGCUCGCAACGUCAUCCUGGCAACGAACGCGUACACACAGCACGUACUUCCCGAGCUGAAGGACAUCCUGGUGCCAGUGCACUCUCAUUCGUCACUUAUCACUUCGCCCGCAAGUUAUGCCGGACCCCGUGCGCUCCAGACGACGUUCGGUCUCGAGGCAGGCUCCUACGUCAUCCAGACACCCGACAGCGGCCUCGUGGUCGGCCCCUACCCAAAGGCGUUGUUUGGGAGCCGUAUCCUCAAGCCAGACCAGGUCUAUGGCAUCGACGAUGACAGCUUUGUGCGGCCCGAGGUCAAGCACUGGCUUGCCAACCACUGUCGCGACACCUUUGUCGGCUGGGGAAAGGAAGCAGACGGAGAGGGGCUGACCAAGUGCUGGACCGGCAUCAUCGGCCACAGUGUGGACAACCUCCCAAUGGUCGGCGCUGUGCCCGGUCGCCCUGGCGUGUGGAUAGCCGCCGGAUACAAUGGCCGCGGCAUGGCACUCAUCCACAGCGUCACGCGGGGGCUGGCUCACCAGCUCAAGACGGGCCAGUGGGAUGAGCGCGUGCCCCGCACCUUCCAAGUCUCGGACGCGCGCAUCAAGCGUGCGCGGGAGCGUGCCCUCCACCCUCUCGACUACCCAGUCACUGGUCUUGAGUACCGCACGAUAGAGAAGAGCAAUUUGUAG
Molecule: messenger RNA, 1464 nt
Organism: Cutaneotrichosporon cavernicola
Lineage: Eukaryota; Fungi; Basidiomycota; Tremellomycetes; Trichosporonales; Trichosporonaceae
Exons: 6
Coding region: 1-1464 (487 amino acids)
Cellular component (GO): cytoplasm
Molecular function (GO): oxidoreductase activity
Source: RefSeq, a predicted model, not a curated record